Messenger RNA from Oryctolagus cuniculus (rabbit), 1277 nucleotides. The record is from RefSeq and is a predicted model, not a curated record. Lineage: Eukaryota; Metazoa; Chordata; Mammalia; Lagomorpha; Leporidae.
AUGGAAGGCCCCUGGGAAGACCAUCCUCUGGACGGGUACGACUUCCUAUAUGUGCUCGGCCGGGGCGGCUUCGGCCUGGUGAAGCUGGCCUGGCACCUGGCGUCGGAAGAGUUUGUGGCAGUGAAGAUCCUCCCGCGAGGCACCUCUCCCAGCAGCCCGCUCUGGGGGCCAGGGGCUCGCUCCGGCACUACGUGCUGCGGCAGGGCAGCCGAGGCCCAGGCCAGGGCCCUGUUUGGCCAGGUGCUGGCCGCUGUGAGCUACUGCCAUGGCCAGCGCGUGGCGCACCGGGACCUCAAGCUGGGCAACCUGCUGCUGGACACGCACCUGAACGUCAAGCUGGCGGACUUCGGGCUGAGCCUGUGGCUGGAGCAGGGCACGCUGGUGAGGGGCUUCUGCGGGACCCCCGAGUACUGCGCACCAGAGGUUUUCCUUGGGGAGGACUACGACGCGGUUAAAGCCGAUGUGUGGAGUCUGGGGGUGGUGCUGUUUGCUAUGCUGGCAGCCACGCUGCCUUUCCACAGCAAGGACACAGACGAGAUGUGGGACAUGGUGCUGUCCGCCUGCUACGUGCUGCCGCAUGCCGUCAGCCCGGCCCUGCAGGAGCUGCUGGUGUGGCUGCCCACCGUCGACACCUCAAGGAGGCCCAGUGCGGAGGAAGCCAGGACCCACUGGUGGUUCAGCCCUGGCCGAAAAGCCGCCCAGGAGGACAAGGAGGACGCGGUCACCCUGCUGCAGCCCCUGGGCGUUCCCCGAGACCCAGAGGCCAAUGACUACCUGGCGGGCCUCGGCCUGCUGCCAGGCAUGGGGACCGAGGGGACGCCAGGCCCUCGGCCCCACGGCCCCACGUCCCUGCCUGAGUCCUCACAGAGCAGCGAGCACCACCCCAUACAGGAUGACGGCUUGGCUCUGGUGUCCCGUGACAGCAUGGCUGUCAACGUUUCCUCCACACGGAGCGACUCCACCAAGGCCUCCAGCUAGCCACGGCAGGAGUGGAACCCUGCUCCCAGCACAGCCCCCGACUCCUCCCAAGUCUCCAGUGAGUCUUGCCCACUCCCCACAUCCCCUGCCACUUGGGGGCCUCCAGGAGCUGAGCCCAAGGCCCCAAAGGUGACCCCACUCUUGACUCUCUCCUACCAGGCCAGCCACAGCAAGAGUGGAGCCCUGCUCCCAGCGCAGCCCCUGAGCCAGCAUCCAAGGCGUCGCCCUCCAGCCCCAGUGCCGGGAGUCCUGUGCACCUCACAGAGCCAGAAGCCGCCUCAGCAGCCCGUGAGCCUGAG